UCAAAGUUCACCUUCUGCAAUAAACAGUGCUUUCAGAUGAGAUACACACCCUGAAAAGUAAUAUUUCAAACUCUGACUAAAGCUUUGGUAGUUAAAUGUAGCCUGUGCAUGAGUGGGGUUGCAGUCUGCAAAAAUUCAUGAGAUGGAAAAGUUUUGACAAAAUGUCUCAAGGCUUGACAGAGGUUCAGAAUGAGUGGAAAUGUCUGGAAGAAGACUAUCAAAAGACUCAGGGGGCGCACAAAACGUACUUACAAAAACUGGAUGAAAUUUCCAAACUACAAAAUGAGUGCUCUUCCUCCAUUUCUCUUCAGCGCAAAAGACUAAAAGAGAUGUCUCACUUACUCAACACAUCAAAUCAGGGAUUAUCAGAGCAAGAUGCUAAGACCCUGGAGAAGAUAAAAGAAGAAAUCAAGAUAAGAACCAACAUUUUUGCUGAAAUGGAAGCUUUUCUUCCCAAGAACAAUGGCCUCUAUCUCAGUCUUGUCCUUGGAAAUGUAAAUGUCACUCUUCUCAGCAAGCAGUCAAAAUUUAGCUACAAAGAUGACUAUGAGGAGUUCAAGCUGUGCCUCGCAAUGAUACUGCUGCUGUUGUCCUUCAUGUGCUAUUUCUUUGUGAGCUAUAGAUUUCUUGAUGCCAUCCUCAAUUUCUUGCUGGUCUGGUACUAUUGCACAUUAACUAUCAGAGAAAGUAUCCUUAUCGCCAACGGCUCCAGAAUCAAAGGCUGGUGGGUUUUCCAUCACUACAUCGCAGCUUUUUUGUCUGGCGUAAUGCUGACAUGGCCAGAUGGGAACCUGUACCAGAUAUUCAGAAACCAGUUCCUUGCCUACUCUCUGUAUCAAAGUUUUGUUCAGAGUCUGCAGUACUAUUAUCAGAGUGGAUGUCUGUACAGACUACGAACUCUUGGAGAAAGACACAACAUGGAUUUGACUGUGGAGGGAUUUCAGUCCUGGAUGUGGAAAGGGCUGAGUUUUCUCUUGCCCUUCCUGUUUUUCGGUCAUUUCUGGCAGCUCUUCAAUGGCCUCUCACUCUUCAGAAUGUCACAGCUCCCGGAGUGUAAAGAAUGGCAGGUCUUGGUGUGUGGUCUCUGUUUCCUCAUUCUGUUCAUGGGGAACUUCUUCACCACUGUUGCUGUUGUGCGUCAUAAGCUCAAGACCAAGGGUCAGAAAGCAAAGGCAUUGUGACAUGCAAUAUUUUCUUAAAAAGUAGAGCUGAAAGUUCAGCUACAAUUUCCCAAAAGGUACAUCUGAGAUGCAAGCCUAC
Molecule: messenger RNA, 1260 nt
Organism: Thalassophryne amazonica
Lineage: Eukaryota; Metazoa; Chordata; Actinopteri; Batrachoidiformes; Batrachoididae
Product: transmembrane protein 120A-like
Exons: 12
Coding region: 138-1181 (347 amino acids)
Biological process (GO): fat cell differentiation
Cellular component (GO): membrane
Source: RefSeq, a predicted model, not a curated record